Rhodofomes roseus is the source of this 750-nucleotide messenger RNA. RefSeq names its product Cwf15/Cwc15 cell cycle control protein. Gene Ontology annotation, molecular function: RNA binding. NCBI's taxonomy places the organism in Eukaryota, Fungi, Basidiomycota, Agaricomycetes, Polyporales, Fomitopsidaceae. Gene Ontology annotation, cellular component: catalytic step 2 spliceosome. Bases 1 to 750 code for a protein of 249 amino acids. The record is from RefSeq and is a predicted model, not a curated record. Gene Ontology annotation, biological process: mRNA cis splicing, via spliceosome. The transcript has 5 exons.
AUGUCUACAGCACACAGACCGACAUGGGACCCUGCGCAAGCGAAAGAUGUCAAGGGCGGGUCGCGCCAGUUUUCGGUGCGGGACAUGGCUGCACAUACGAAGUUGAAGUUCCGGCAACCAGGUCAGACAUCUGUGGGAGAGGUUGCGAAGCGCGACUUGAGGGCUGAGCUACUGGUGGCGGAGGCGGUGGCGCGGGACAAGAAGCGGAAGGCAGAGGGCAAGCCGCCACUGGCGGUGGAGAACGGGCAGGACGAGGAGGUGAACAAGAGGCGAAAGCUGCUGCAGGAUGCGAUAGAGCUAGACAAGGACGAUGAUGACGAUGAUGCGGAUGAGAAGGAGGAUAAGGAGGAUAAGGACGAGGACGAGGACGACGAGGAUGAUGAGGAUGACGAAGAGGAUGAUGCUGCAGAGCUCAUGCGCGAGCUUGAGAAGAUCAAGCGCGAACGCGCGGAGGAGAAAGCACGGCAGGAGCGCGAGCAGUCUGAGAAGUCUACGGCAGCACGGGAGGCCGAGAUUGCAACAGCAAAUCCGCUCCUGAACUUGGCAGCAGCAUUGGGACAGACCCCCAACGGGGUCAACACGACUGUGCCAGGGACGUUUGCAGUCAAACGGCGGUGGGACGAUGACUUGAUCUUCAAGAAUCAGGCAAUGAGUUCCCGAGACAAGGACAAAGCUUCUGGACAGUUUGUCAACGAUCUAUUACGGACGCAAUUUCACAAGAAAUUCAUGGCCAAGUUUAUCAAGGUAUGA